UGCAAAACCUUCUCAUCUCCAAUCAACCACUAUGCUCAUCUCACAAAAGCAGAGGGCAAACACUCCUUAGAAAUUGGCUGCAGUAACUCGAAAACUCCCCAUCUCUAAUCCCAUUUGGUUUGGAACCAUGGAGUUAUUGAUCUUAAGUCUGUAUAUCUUGUUUACCAUCACUUUGGUCCGAGCCCUCCUUUCACUAUUAAGAAGCAGCAAACCAAGCCCAAAACUUCCACCGGGGCCGGUUCCGCUUCCAGUCAUAGGAAGCUUUCUAAAACUAGGUGACAAGCCCCACAAGUCCUUGGCCGAAUUAGCCAAGAUAUAUGGCCCGAUUAUGAGUUUGAAGCUGGGCCAAAAAAUCACAGUGGUCAUUUCUUCACCAGCCUUGGCAAAAGAAAUCCUCCAAAAGCAGGAUCUAGCCUUCUCUUCCAGGUCCAUCCCCAACGCCGCCCAUGCCCAUGGCCACCACAUAUACUCCACGAUUUGGUUGCCAGUGUCAGAUCAAUGGCGUAGCCUCCGAAAAGUCCUCAACUCUAUAAUAUUUUCAGGUAAAAGACUCGGUGCUAGUCAAAACUUACGGCAGCAAAAGGUGAAAGAGCUUAUUGAGUAUGCCGGAAAAUGUUGCCAAGAAGGCGUUGCGGUGGACAUAGGUAGCGCAGUCUUCAAAACAUCCCUGAAUUUGGUAUCCAAUACAUUAUUUUCAAUUGAUAUGGCCGACCCAACUCAAGACUCAGUGAAACAAUUCCGACAUUUGAUUUGGCAGAUCAUGGUAGAGGUCGGUAAGCCCAAUUUAGCGGAUUACUUUUCUAUCCUUGCGAAAAUGGAUCCACAGGGAAUAAGACGUCGGUUGACCAAUCUUUUUGGAGAAACAUUUGUGCUGUUUGGUCGGCUUAUUGAUGAACGGUUAGAGUUGAGAAGAUUGAGGAAGAGUCGUGCAGAAAACGAUGUGAUCGAUAUCCUGCUCAAUAUCAGCGAAGAAACUGGAGAGAUUAACAGAACUCACAUUGAGCAUCUGUGCUUGGACAUAUUUGCAGGCGCAACUGAUACAACAUCAAGCUCAGUUGAGUGGGCAAUGGCGGAGCUGUUGCGCACUCCCAAGACUUUAGAGAAAGCAAAAGCUGAGCUUGAACAAACUAUUGGCAAAGGAAAACCAAUAGAGGAAUCGGACAUUCCACAACUUCCUUACUUGCAAGCAAUCGUGAAAGAGAGCAUGAGGUUACACCCGCCUGCUCCAUUGCUAAUCCCUCGCACUGUUGAGACAGACGUUGAAGUUUACGGCUACACAGUCCCACAGGGAGCACAAGUGCUAGUUAAUGCUUGGGCAAUUGGCCAUGACCCAAGCGUAUGGGAAAACCCAACAUCAUUUAUGCCUGAGAGGUUCUUGGACUUGGAUGUUGAUGUCCGAGGUAGGGACUUUGAGCUGAUUCCUUUCGGAGCAGGACGAAGAAUUUGCCCCGGGUUAUCUCUGGCCAUAAGGGUUGUUCCUUUGAUGUUGGGUUCGCUCAUAAACUCGUUUGAUUGGAAGCUUGAAGGAGGAAUUAAGUCAGAGGAGUUGGACAUGGAUGCCAAGUUUGGCAUUACUGUGCAAAAGGCUCAGCCCCUCUGUGUUGUUCCAUUCCUUGUGUGACAGUUUGAAUAAUUUUGGUUUCUUCCCUGUGUAACAGUUUGAAUAAUUUUGGUUUUCGAUCGGUAAGUAUGCUUGUAAUAUGACGAAACCACCACUAUUGGUUUUCUU
Rhododendron vialii is the source of this 1729-nucleotide messenger RNA. Its product is annotated as geraniol 8-hydroxylase-like. The record is from RefSeq and is a predicted model, not a curated record. Gene Ontology annotation, molecular function: monooxygenase activity; heme binding; oxidoreductase activity, acting on paired donors, with incorporation or reduction of molecular oxygen. Bases 128 to 1621 code for a protein of 497 amino acids. The transcript is spliced from 3 exons. Lineage: Eukaryota; Viridiplantae; Streptophyta; Magnoliopsida; Ericales; Ericaceae.